AUGAUUUUACAACAAUGUCGCUUUGGAUUUUCGUCGAUAUUCUCUCCAAUAGUUCAAAAUGGAUUUAGAAAUUGCGUUAAAGUUCACAUCAAUGAUAAUAUAAUUGUAUCACGUUUGUCUUUUCAACUACAGUUUAGUUCACUUCGAACUAAAUCUCUUCGUUCUAAAGCAACGCACACUUUACCAGUAACGAAGGGAAUAGCAGCAUCCCGUUUUCGAUUUUUCAGAUAUACUCAAAAUAAUAAAUUUCUAACGAUUAACCAUAAUACAUUUUUUCAAUCACUUCUUAGACAGAAACAACGACUUAUACAUAUACCAUCAUAUCCACCAAUAAAACGUCAACAAACAGCAUUUCAAAUAGCAUUUAAGCAUGCAGGACGAGAAUUUGUUCGUUUUUUAACAUUUUUAUUUAUAAGUUUACUAUCCAUCGUGAUAAUUGGAUUAUUAUCAUGGAGAGGAUAUCAUUUUUAUAUUGAACAUUUUCUAUAUCCAACACCUACAAAAUUGUCACGUCCAGCGAGAGAUUGUCUAAGAGGAGCUUUUAUACGCACAAAAAUAUCGCCUGAUUCACAUACAGCAGAAAUUUAUUUAAGACAAGCAUUACAAAUUAUACUUGAACGAGAUAAAUUAGAUCUAAACGAUCAAAUUAUUAUUGAUAUUCUAAAAUCCUUGGGGGAUAAUUAUGUGUGGAGGGGAAAUUUGGAAGAUGCAAUCUUGCAAUACAGACAAAUAUUGGAAUUAUUAUUACAACAACAUCCAUCGAGGGAAGGAAAAGAAGAUUUGAGCGAAGUGAUUGAUAUUGCAAAGAAAUUGGGAGAUUUAUAUAUUAGAAUUCAAGAUUAUAUUACCGCAGAAAAAUAUCUCGUAUGGGCAAUUGGGUUAUUACAAGGAAAUGUUAUUGAAUUAUUAAAUGAAGAUGAUGAAGUAUUAGAAAAUACCUCAAUAUUUGCGAGUACUUCAUUAAUUAACAAAGAUUUCAUAUCGAUCACAGAUUUACUUGCAGGAUUAUAUGCAAAACAAAGAAAAUAUGAUUACGCUUUGCCACUUUAUUUAAGUUUAUUAAAAAUGAUACAAGAGAAAGAAAGUUUGAAAUUGAAAUGUUGGGAAGCUAUAAUUAAUGGUCACAUAGGAGAAAUUUUUUUUGCUAUGGGAAAAUAUGAUGAAGCUUUGGGUUGGCUACAAAAAGGUUUAUCUAUAGCUAAAAACGGUGAUGGGAACAGAGAUUGUGAUGAAUGCGCAGGUGUUAUUCUUAAUAAUCUUGGGUUAAUACAUGAAAGAAGAGAAAAUAAUGAAUUAGCCGUUUCUUUGUAUAUUAAUGCUAUAGAAUUUGCUGAAAAAGCACAAGAUUUUAUUGGUAUUGAAGAUUUUACCAAAAACUUGAAUCGUGUGCGAACACGAGAAGAAAAUUCUGAGCAAGUUUCCAAUGAAACAAUAUAA
This is a messenger RNA of Funneliformis mosseae, 1437 nucleotides long. The record is from the annotation of a GenBank genome assembly. NCBI's taxonomy places the organism in Eukaryota, Fungi, Glomeromycota, Glomeromycetes, Glomerales, Glomeraceae.